AGCAUGUACCACAAUAGCUCCCAGAAAAAAUUCUGGACCUUCGAUAAAGAAGCAACUCUAGAACAGAUGAGAUAUGAGGCAAACACGACGUUUCGCUCCAAGAUCUUAACAAGUGGAAAACCUGGGGUGAACGAGUCCAUCUUUCUGGACCCUCGCGAAGAGAAAGUCCUCUUCAGACACUAUGAAAAGAGACUAUUGGAUUUCUGCACUAUUUUCAAACCUGCCAUGCCUAAGUCUGUCGUGGGUACAGCCUGCAUGUAUUUUAGAAGGUUUUACAUGAAUAAUUCACUGAUGGAGUAUCACCCGAGGAUAAUUAUGUUGACCUGUGCAUACCUGGCCUGUAAGACGGAUGAGUUCAACGUGUCAAGCGGUCAGUUCGUGGGGAACCUUCAGGAGAGUUCAGCAGGGCAGGAGCGAGUCCUGGAGCAGAUCCUGGAGUACGAGUUACUUCUCAUUCAACAGCUCAACUUCCACCUCGUGGUGCACACCCCCUACCGACCCAUGGAGGGCUUUCUCAUCGACCUGAAGACUCGUUACCCUCUGCUGGAGAACCCAGAGAUGCUACGGAAGAGCGCGGACGAUUUCCUGAACAGAGCCGCCAUGACGGAUGCUGGGCUGUUGUUCUCGCCGUCCCAGAUCGCUCUGACCGCUGUGCUUAACAGUGCUGCUCGAGCUGGACUCAACAUGGAGACCUAUUUAACAGAAUGCAUGGGACUAAAGGAUGACAAAGAGACUCUAUCAAAGAUGUAUGACUCUAUGAGAAGAAUAACCAGCCUUAUUAAAGAGUAUGAGAUGCCCAAACAAGAGGAGGUCAAUGUGUGUAAACAGAAACUGGACAGGAUUCAUGCUGAAUUUGUGACCAACACAAACCUGAAAAGAAAACGGGGGUACGAGGAUGACGACCAUGUUGUGAAGAAGCCGCUUGUGACUGAAGAGGCUGAAUGGACAGAUGAAGAUCUGGAGUUUUUGUGAGAGACCCCCUCUCUUACAGACGCACACACACACACACACAC
Messenger RNA from Chanos chanos (milkfish), 1013 nucleotides. It is a transcript of the gene ccnh, whose product is annotated as cyclin H. NCBI's taxonomy places the organism in Eukaryota, Metazoa, Chordata, Actinopteri, Gonorynchiformes, Chanidae. The record is from RefSeq and is a predicted model, not a curated record. The transcript is spliced from 9 exons. Gene Ontology annotation, molecular function: cyclin-dependent protein serine/threonine kinase regulator activity. Gene Ontology annotation, biological process: regulation of transcription by RNA polymerase II; DNA-templated transcription. The coding region runs from base 4 to 972 and encodes 322 amino acids. Gene Ontology annotation, cellular component: transcription factor TFIIK complex.